This is a messenger RNA of Cygnus olor (mute swan), 6814 nucleotides long. It is a transcript of the gene DISP2, whose product is annotated as dispatched RND transporter family member 2. The transcript has 8 exons. Bases 741 to 5189 code for a protein of 1482 amino acids. The record is from RefSeq and is a predicted model, not a curated record. NCBI's taxonomy places the organism in Eukaryota, Metazoa, Chordata, Aves, Anseriformes, Anatidae.
GGCUCUGUGAGCUCUCUGGGAAGAUCUGCCCAUGGCGCAGGGCAAUGUGUGGCUACCGCAGUGCUGACAAGCAAUGCCAGCAGGUCUGACCUCCUUGCGUCCUCCACGUCGUGUCAAAACUACAUCAACACCUUGUUUACUUACUUAAUGCUGCUGCAACCACAGGGUGAGCCCAAACACUUCAAAAUGCUGCCUUGCACCCGCCGCAUGAAGUCCAGGAGUGCUUCUGGGCGCUCUCCCAUGUUGGGCCAAAGCAGCACAACUCCGGUGGGACGAGGGACCCGCCACCCAAGGGUGCACCGCUGGAACCCGCCGCCGGCCUCGCUGCACGCCCUCGCCACCUCGUGAGGCUGGGGGUGAGGCUGGGGGUGAGGCUGGCAAGGCGAGCAUGGUUGCGUCCAGCCUCAGAGCUCUCGCUUGGGGGACCCCCACCCACUCAACCCCUCCCGGCCCAGCACCCAGCCUCCCCUCGGGCCUCCCCCCAGCUCUCCCACCUCGCAGCCUCCCCCGGGGGCAGCCUGCGAGGCCCCGCGGCCAUUGGCCGCCAGCACCGGCACCGGCACCGCCUCCGCGGCCGCGCAAGCGCUGCGCCGAGCCUCCGCAGCCUCCUCCUCCUCUUCCUCACCCUCCUCCUCCUCCUCCUCCUCCUCCUCCUCCUCCUCCUCCUCCGCGGCGCCGGCAGCGCUCAGCACCGCGGACAGCGCCCCGCCGCCAGCCUCCGCCGCUGCCUCCCGCGGGCCAUGGAGGCCGCGCCGGGCUCGGCCUCGCCGCGCCGGGGGGAGCAGCGGCCCCAGGGGACUCGCGGAGGCCGCGGCCUCGCCUCGCCCAGAGAAAAACGCAAUGCAGGACCUUGCCAGACCUGCCUCGCCAUGCCAGAGAUCGCCAACACCGAGCCCAGCUACAGCGGCACCUCUUGGGAGAGAAUCUGCCCGGUCCAUCACUGCCCCGUUCCUGCAUCCCCCAGGCUGGGGGGCGACCACCUGCCCUCCUCCAGUCGCACGCUGGGGCCAGCGCCCACCCAGUCCAACGGGCAGGUACCGUCGAGCUCCCAGGACUCGCAGCAGCAUCACCUGUAUUACCCCUGCAACCAGCAGGAGCCCAGAGGCAGCUAUGGCCUGCCCCAGCUCCCCGGGCACGGCGAGAGGUCCGUGCUGUGUUCCCACCUUUCCAGCGGCGACCCCAUGCCAGCUCCCCACUGCCAGGUCUCAGAAACCCCCUGGAAACAGUGGUCCCCCGGGCAGCGACCCUCUCGGCCGGUGCAGCAUCAUGUUGUGACAGUCAGACACGACAAAGCUUUCAGGAUGCCAAAAAGUUACUCUCAGAUGAUCGCGGAGUGGCCCAUAGCCGUCCUGGUGCUGUGUUCAGUGACGGUUGUAGUUUGCACUUUAGCUGGCCUGCUUGUUGGAAAUUUGCCUGAUUUUUCUGAACCCCUAAUGGGUUUUGAGCCACGAGAUACAGACAUUGGCAGAAAGCUCGUCGUGUGGAGGAAUGUAGAGAGCCAUACAGGCUACAAGAAGACCUUCUCCCUUUCACCAUAUGCCGAGAAGAAAAGCUAUGAUGACAUUGGCAUUAGCAGAGGACAAAAGGCUGAUCAGGGAGGACAAGAAGCCAGGACACGGAGAAUGGUGGAACAAAUCUACGGAGCGGAUGGUUUCUUUUGCGGUCCCCCGGAAAAGAGCUAUUCCCAGCUGGUAUUUAUGUCCACGACUGCUGGGAGCUUAUGGAACUUGCAAGCUAUUCAGUCCAUGUGUCAAAUCGAACAAGACAAGAUACGUUCACAUGUUCAUUUUAGAGACCUCUGCCAACGUACCGAAGCCAAUGAAUGCUGCCCAAGCUGGUCUCUGGGAAACUACAUCGCUGUCCUGUACAACAGGUCCUCUUGUUUGGAGAUAACCCAAGGGGACAUCUCCCACACCCUGGCCCUCCUUCGUGCCUGUGCUCCAGACUACCACAAAGGCAUCCUCACUCCAUCUUGCAUAGGUCCUGAGACUGUGAGACAGAAACACUCUCAGUGUGCCAAAGUCCCAGAAAAAUGUACCCGCUUCAAUGCUAUUUACCAGCUUCUUCACUUCUUGGUUGACAGAGACUUUCUUAGUCCCCAGACAAUGGAGUACCAAGUGCCAUCCCUCAAAUACAGCCUGCUGUUUUUGCCUACAAGGAAAGGUGCAUCUAUGAUGGGGAUCUAUUUAGACAAUCUUGAAUCCUGGGAUCUGUUUGAUAACUAUACAUCUAUCACUGGAAUGGACCUGGGCCUUAAACAGAAACUAUUCCAGCACUAUCUUUUACUGGAUACCAAGUAUCCAGUUCUGGCAAUAUUAGCUAUUUUUCUAAGCAUUUCUUUUUAUUUACGCUCAGUCUUUAUUACUUUGAUGGUCCUGCUCGCUGUUGUUAGUUCUUUGAUGAUCUCCUACUUCUUGUACAAGGUGGCCUUCAGAUUCACCUACUUCCCUUUUGUAAACCUGACAGCGGUCAUCAUUCUCAGCAGCGUUUGUGCCAACCACACCUUUGUCUUCUUCGACCUCUGGAACCUCAGCAAGAGCCAGAACCCUUCUGCUGGAUUUUCUCAGUGGGUGAGUCAAACCAUGCACCACUUUGCGUAUCUCAUGCUGGCGUCUUGCUUCACGACGGGUGCUGCCUUCUACGCCAGCUACAUCAGCAAUAUAACAGCCAUCCGCUGCUUUGCUGUCUACAUGGGCACCUCUGUACUGGUGAACCUGGUAUUCAUGAUGACUUGGCUUCCUUCUUCGGCUGUGCUGUAUGAGCGCUACAUAGCAACAACCUGCAUUUACAAGCCAGAAGACUACUGGAAAAACACUGGCCAUAAGAGAGUCACCCUCUCCCUCCAUUACAUUCUCAGGGGUCUCCAGAAAACGCUGUGUGAAACCUCCAACCUGCUAUUUGAAAAGCUUCUGCCUUGCGGGGUAAUAAAGUUUCGGUACAUUUGGAUUUGCUGGUUUGCUGCCUUAGCAAUAGGAGGUGCCUACAUUUCCUGUUCCAACCCGAAACUCAAACUCCCGACUCUUGAGACGUCAUCUGUUCAGGUGUUUCGGCUGAGCCACCCCUUUGAGAGGUACGAUUCUGAGUACUGCCACCAGUUCAUGUUUGAGAGGCUAGAGCAUGGAGAAGGGCAGCAUAUGCCUGUCACAAUAGUCUGGGGCAUUCUGCCUGUGGAUAAUGGGGACCAUUUCAACCCCAAAAGCAAUGGUACCCUAGUGACUGAUGCCACCUUCACAAUCCAAAGCCCCGAUGCCCAGAAGUGGCUCCUUGAAUUCUGCCAAAAGGUGAAGAACCAAACUUUCUAUUUCCCCGAUGCAGAGCAGAAGUCUACCGUGUGCUUCAUGGAGGAGUUUAUCAGGUGGAUGGACAGUCGGCAGUGCUCCCAGCGAGACCACAGCUUCAACCUUUGCUGUAACCAGUUCUCUUUCCCUUACAGAAGCGAAGUCUUCCUGCACUGUAUCAAAAUGAUGCUCCUGGAACAAGGCAGGGAAGGGGCAGAAACGUAUGAUCUGGGCCUCAGGUUUGACGGAGAGGGAAAUCUUGCUGCCUUGGUACUGCAGUUUCAAACCAUUUAUCACUAUAGCUUCAAUUACAGCAAAGCCAAACACUUCUAUGAGGAAAUCAACCUCUGGGUAACAGAGGAAAUGAAAACUGCCCCCGUGGGGCUUCAGAAUGGGUGGUUUACCAGUAAACUAGAGCUAUACAACCUCCAGCACAGUCUGAGCACAGAAACGAUGGUGGUCAUGGGGCUCUCCAUAGCCAUUUCCUUUGUGGUGCUGCUGCUCACUACUUGGAAUGUUCUCCUCAGCAUUUUCUCUGUUACUGCCAUUGCGGGCACUGUGCUGGUAACUGUUGGCCUUUUGGUCCUCUUGGAGUGGCAGCUCAAUGCAGUGGAGUCUCUCUUCAUUUCAGCUGCAGUAGGUCUCUCUGUUGACUUUACCGUCAACUACUGCAUCUCCUAUCACCUGUGCCCCCAUUCGGACCGCCUGAGCCGAGUGGCCUUUUCCCUGAAGCAGAUGAGCUGUGCCACAGCAAUGGCAGCUUCUGCCCUCUUCUCUGCAGGGGUCAUUAUGCUGCCUGCUACGGUCCUGGCGUAUCGGAAGUUAGGGAUAUUCAUAAUGAUGAUCAAGUGUAUCAGCUGUGGGUUUGCCAGCUUCUUCUUCCAGUCACUGUGCUGCUUCUUUGGCCCAGAGAAGAACUGUGGGCAGAUCCUUUGGCCUUGUGCCCACAACAUGAAAGACUAUUCUGAUGACUCUGGGCCAAAUGGAAGCUAUGCCUGUGGGGGAAAUGAGAAGCAAAACCGACUGCGGAAGGUCCAGGAGUCCAACACUGCAAACGAACAGUACGAGCUCCAGCCUUUGUCGAGAAAACUCAGCGACAGUUUUGACAACAGCACUUCUACAAGCAAGCUGUCCAACAGGCCAUCAGUGCUCUCUGAAGACACACAGGUUGAAGAUAACAGAUGCCCAAGAAUAGGAAUGCACCCUUCCCUUGAAAGAGAGAGACAGAAUCUGCAUGAGACCCUCGGAGACCAGCAGGUUGGCCUGUGCCAGUGUCCUGCCUUGCAAACUUCCUCUCCUUACAAGCACAGCAGCUCAGGAGCAGAAAUUCACAGGGAGAGACUCUGCAGAGAUUGUCAGUGUCAAAAGUACGGUCCAAAAGCUUGGGAUGGGUCUGGGCUGGACUAUAUCCAGCCAGCUGGCAUGAAAGAAGAAGGGCAGCUCAAUAAAUCACAGUGCUCUAGUGACACUGCCCAGCAGCAGUCGGAUUAUACCUCAGACAACAGCCAUCUUCCUGCUGCUGACAUCUACAAAAUUCACAGAUGCCUUUGUUCUCUUGGCAGCUCUUUUGACAUGCUCAACAUCUCCAGUGAGACAUCGAUUAGUGAUUUUGAGCAAGGCCUAAAGCUUGCUGAAUCAGCCAGUUCUUGUCCUGAUGUCUUAGAGCUGUCUGAUUCGUACAGUCAAACAGAAAGAGGUUACUUGAACGGGAAGAGAGAUACCCUGCGGCUGGACCUGAGGGAGACAGUCUUUGAUAUCUCUCCAGCAGCAUCACAGCAAAACAGCUCUUCAUGGAAAAAUCGAUUUGGAUUAGAGAGUGAAGGCCCGGUGGUGUUACCGAACAGCCAACCAGACAUGCCUGAUGUUUGGAUCAAGCGAUCCAGUGCACAAAGUUCUGGUUACAACAGCUGAAAUCUUGCAGAAAACAAAACUGUACUGCUAGGGAAAGGGGAAGUCGAAAUCUCCUUGGAACUGUAAAUAUCACCUUUUUCCUCCCACCUCUCCUUCGGCUGAGACUAUUUCAUAGUAUAUCAGCUGUGCAAAUACCUGUGUUUUCACAGAACCAGCAAACACAAUACUAGUGAGAGGGUGCGAGAUCAAUCAUGACAGAGAACAAGCCCUUUGACCUUCCAGUGUCCUAUGCCAUGUUCACAGCUGUACUGCAGAACUUAUCGAGUAAACCUGUUUUGUCAUUUCCUAAACAGUGAUUGGAUUUUUCUUGUCAAGCUGCCUAGGAGAGACAUAAUGAGAGAGAUGAAACUCCCCAGAUAUUCAAAGACAGAGAGCUCAUGUAAAAAAAAAAAUAAAAAAUAAGGAGCCAAAACCCAAACCUGCAGCUAUAGAAAAUCUAGAUUUCAAGUGGAGUGUAUUGUUAAAAAAAAAAAAGUCUUUCAUUUUCUACUAAAUCAGAAACUGCUUUAUGUGAAGUCCAAGUUCACAGAUCUCUACAAAACCGAUAUAAAAAAAUCUCAUCAGACCUUUCAGUUGAUGCAGCCUCUUAUUGAUCAUGGAGAAGGCUGUAGAAUCAAGCCCAAAUCUAUUUUUAGGAACGGUUUCAAUUUGUUUUAUCAGACAAAUUACUGGUACUGCCAAAGAUUUUCAGUGUGAGAUUUCUCCUUUGAGAAAAGUGUCCUCGUUCCUGCAGUGAUUUGGGUGCUUUGUGUUUCGUCUCCAUAGCUUAUUUCCACUCAAGGCUACAAAGAUGUAACUUUUUAAAAUUUGCAUAUCCGAUGAAUCUUGAAUUUUACAUGUUUUUUCUCUACCAGAAACAAACAGAAAAACAGGUACUUCCUUGCCUUUGUCUGUUGAAAAAAAAAAAGACAAAACAUUCCCUCUACACGUUGACGUAAAAUAAAUGCUUAUGACAAACUUUUCUAAAUCUGUGUGAUGCUUCAUUUUCACCAAGAAUGCUGCAGUUAAUUUUCUUUAAGUGCUUAACACACUUUCCAGUAUCAUCAGCAGAAGGAAAAUAUACAUUUUAAGAGAAUCACUCCUUUUGACAUCCAGGAGUUUUCUGGGCUCUGUGGGAGACGGACCAUGACUACCUAAUGGAGAUUAGGAAUAUGCUCUUUUAAAGCUAAAACCCUUCUUGAAAUACAUAGCACAUUUCAUGACUACCUAAUGUAGAUUAGGAAUGUGCUCCUUUAAAGCUAAAGCCCUUCUUGAAAUAUAAAGCAUAUUUCAGUUUUAAAUUUCCACACUAUAGCUCUCAAGUACUGGGUGUUCGGGGCAGUGUUUUGGCAACCACAGCCGCUCCCCGGCUGUGCAGCACCGCCGACUGCAAUCCCCUCAGCACCAAAACCUCCUCCCGUUACCAUUUGCAGGGACAUCCCCCCAUUUUGAACACCCUGUUUUCACAGGUUUUUCCACAGCGAAAAGAACUUAGAAAUUUAACGACUUCACACAGCCCACUCGGGGCGGUUUGAGCCACCUCAAGCACAGGAGGCACACCCAGGGCUCAGCAGCGAGCAAAACCCCCCUGAGGGCCUCAAACACCUCCACGUCUCAGCUCCCCAACCCUCCACCCGCCGGCGCGA